AUGAAAGAGAUUUUGUCAACAAAGGAUUCUGAUAAUAAAGUUGAGCGCACCUGGGGUGACUGCACAGUGCAGAAGAAGUACUCUCACGUGGAUCUGGUUGUCAUGGUGGAUGGAUAUGAGGGAGAGAAAGGUGCCAUCAUUGCAGGAAGCAGAGGAUAUUUCUUAAAGGUUAUUGGGAAGGGCAGUGAGCAUUCAGAUGAUACAUCAGUGGAUGAGAAGUAUUUGAUUGCCACUUCAGAACAGCCCAUAGCAGCCUUCUUGAGAGAUGAGUGGCUUAAGCCGGAGGACCUGCCCAUCCGUUAUGCUGGCAUUUCUACCUGCUUCAGACAGGAAGUGGGUUCCCAUGGCCAAGAUACACGUGGCAUCUUUAGGGUUCACCAGUUUGAAAAGAUUGAACAGUUUGUGUAUGCCUCUCCUCAUAACAACAAGUCAUGGGAGAUGUUUGAUGAGAUGAUCACAACUGCAGAAGAUUUCUACCAGUCACUUGGAAUACCCUACCGCAUUGUUAACAUUGUCUCUGGCUCUUUGAACCAUGCAGCCAGUAAGAAGCUGGACUUGGAGGCAUGGUUCCCAGUCUCUCAGGCUUUUAGGGAGCUGGUGUCCUGCUCCAACUGCACCGACUAUCAAGCUCGCCGCUUACGCAUACACUAUGGUCAGACAAAGAAGAUGAUGGAUAAGGCUGAGUUUGUGCACAUGCUCAAUGCAACCAUGUGUGCUACUACACGUGCAAUAUGUGCCAUUCUGGAAAACUACCAGACUGCAGAGGGCGUAACCAUUCCAGAGCCACUCAGGGAGUUCAUGCCUCCAGAUUUGUAA
Molecule: messenger RNA, 816 nt
Organism: Neoarius graeffei (lesser salmon catfish)
Lineage: Eukaryota; Metazoa; Chordata; Actinopteri; Siluriformes; Ariidae
Product: serine--tRNA ligase, cytoplasmic-like
Exons: 7
Coding region: 1-816 (271 amino acids)
Biological process (GO): seryl-tRNA aminoacylation
Cellular component (GO): cytosol
Molecular function (GO): ATP binding; serine-tRNA ligase activity; tRNA binding
Source: RefSeq, a predicted model, not a curated record